This is a messenger RNA of Chelonoidis abingdonii (Abingdon island giant tortoise), 2223 nucleotides long. The record is from RefSeq and is a predicted model, not a curated record. Lineage: Eukaryota; Metazoa; Chordata; Testudines; Testudinidae.
AUGAAGGGACAUCUCUCCACUCUGGUGCUGUGGCUUCUUCUCCUCAUAAUUCAGGACAUCACAGGUGCUGAUGAGCUGAGGCUGACGGAUGGAGGCAGCCCCUGUGCUGGGAGAGUGGAGGUUAAACACCAGGAUCAGUGGGGGACGGUGUGUGAUAACGAAUGGGACAUGGAAGAUGCUGAGGUGGUUUGUAAGCAGCUGAGAUGUGGAUCUGCUGUCAGUGCCCCUGCCAGGGCUCAUUUUGGAGAAGGAUCUGGACCGACUUGGCUGUAUCUAGUUGAUUGUGGUGGUGAUGAGCCAGCUCUCUGGGACUGCAGACAUAGAGGAUGGGGUGCAGCACAGUGCCCUCAUUCUUAUGACACUGGAGUGAUCUGCUCAGGUAAGAACUCAGCCAACCUGUCACGUGGCCUCAAUGCCUCCAAGACAGAGUCUCUGUGCUCCAGCACGCCUGUUUCACACCGCGAGCUCUGCCCAGACAUCCGCAUCUGCCACGUCCUGCUAACCUCAUCCCAGCCUAGCCCACCAAGUAAGUGGAACCACCAAGCACCUGUUGACCUCACCACCUGCCCCACCACAGGGCCUCAGAACUCGACCAGGAGUGGGCACAUUAAGCCCCGGCUGGUUGGAGGGCAUAGUGCCUGUUCGGGACGUGUGGAAAUAAGAGAUGGAGAAACAUGGACCACAGUCUGUGAUGCCCACUUUGAUCUCAAAGCUGCCAGCGUUAUCUGUAAUGAACUACAAUGUGGAACAGCUCUGUCUAUCCUAGGAGGAGCUCACUUUGGAGAAGGACAUGGACCAAUCUGGACUGAAGAGUUCCAGUGCGUGGGGAACGAGUCCCACCAUGCGUACUGUCCCAGGAUAUUGAACAUCAGUCAGACGUGCUCACACACAAAUGAUGCUGGAGCCAUAUGCUCAGGGCACACAGGGCUCCGGCUGGUGAACGGCAGCACAGCGUGCUCAGGGAGGGUGGAGAUCCAGAUUCAUGGUGCCUGGGGAACCCUCUGUGACUCACGCUUGGAUUUACCAGAUGCCAAUGUUCUCUGUCGUCAGCUCGACUGUGGAUUCGCUGUAUCAGCCCCAGGUGGAGGGUAUUUUGGGAGGGGAACUGUCUCUGUCCGAACUGACACAUUUCACUGUAAAGGAACUGAACCUCAUUUGGGGUAUUGCCGUUUUACUGCCCUGGGGGCCUCUCAGUGCUCCCAUGACAAUGAUGCCAGUGUGGUUUGCUCAGGAAAUGAGACUCAUCUGGCUCUCUGUGACAACUCCACGUCUGAGACAACCCAGGCAGGAAUUGCUGAGGACGUCGGUGUCGUUUGUUCAGGGAGCAGACAGAUCAGACUGGUGAAUGGGACAGGUCGCUGUGCCGGGAGAGUGGAGAUUUAUUACCAUGGCAGCUGGGGGACAGUCUGUGAUGAUUCCUGGGAUCUAUCAGACUCCAGUGUCAUUUGCAAACAACUGGGAUGUGGACAUGCCAUCAAUGCAACUGUCUCUGCUCAUUAUGGGCAAGGAUCCGGGCAGAUCUGGCUGGAUGAUGUGAACUGCUCUGGAAAUGAAUCCGAUCUCUGGGCAUGUCCUUCCAGGGGCUGGGGCCAGCACAACUGCAGACACAAAGAGGAUGCCGGAGUUCUCUGCUCAGAAUUCACAGAUCUAAGGCUGGUGAGCAACAGUGACUGUGCUGGGCGGCUGGAGGUUUUCUACAAUGGGAUGUGGGGCAGUGUUUGCUCCAAUCAGAUGUCUGGAGUCACCGCAGCAAUUGUCUGCAAACAGCUGAACUGUGGGGAUGGAGGGCAGAUUGCAAGAGACUUUGAAUACGGAGCAGGUUCUGGUCCCACGUGGCUGGACCACGUUGCAUGCAGUGAGCAGCACGGCUCCCUCUGGCAGUGCCCGUCAGAGCCCUGGGAUCCAACGUCAUGUGAUAACCGAGCAGAAGAGACCCAUAUUUCUUGUGCUGGUCUGACAGAGGUGACAGAUUCUCCAAAUACCCCAGCUCCCCCGCGACGCCCUCCGACUGACAGUGGGAGAGUCACGGUGCCUGUGAUCAUCUGCAUUAUCCUGGGGGCCCUGCUCUGCCUGGUCUUAAUCAUCCUGGGGGCUCAGGUACAAAGUGCCAAGGCACAGCGCAGAGGCUCCAGAAGACCCUUGGAUCCUUCUCUGAGGCCGUGUAUGAGGAGAUUGUUAACCUUGAUGAGAGAGAAGCAGGAGAUGUUCAGUCGCUGCAGUUCU